Messenger RNA from Leptinotarsa decemlineata (Colorado potato beetle), 1512 nucleotides. RefSeq lists its product as uncharacterized. The record is from RefSeq and is a predicted model, not a curated record. Lineage: Eukaryota; Metazoa; Arthropoda; Insecta; Coleoptera; Chrysomelidae.
AUGAAAACAGCUAUUAAUUUGUGCAAAGCUGGCGAAUCCAUAAUAAGCACAGCUAAAAAGUAUGGGUUGGCCUAUGCAACCUUGUACAGGCACGUCAAAACCGGCAUCACUGCUCCAAAAUUGGGUCGAUUCCGUCCUGUUUUCAAUGAAGAUCAGGAGACAGAGUUGUUAACAUAUCUGAAGGAUAUGGAUUCUGUUUUUUUUGGACUAACUCGAGACGAGUUCAAAAAUUUGGCGUUCAUAUACGCUAAGAAAAAUAAAUUGAACUAUCCGAAAAACUGGGACAAGUACGAAAAAGCAGGAGAUGACUGGUUAUCGUCAUUUUUGUCUCACCACAAUCAAAUUUCCCUGAGGACUCCAGAAGCAACAUCGGUUGCAAGAGCUAAAGGAUUUAACAGGCGUGAAGUUAGACGUUUUUAUGAAAAUCUUGAAGCUUUGACUACAAAACAUGACAUUGAUGCAUCUAGAUUGUACAAUAUGGAUGAGACAGGUAUAUCGACAACCACCAAUGAGCCACCUAAAGUGCUAUCAACGAAAGGAAACAAACAGGUUAGCAUAAUUGCCAUUGCAAAACGUGGUCAAUUAACGACGGUCAUCGGUUGCUGUAAUGCCGCUGGUUCGUUUCUCCCACCAUUCUUAAUUUUUGCCAGGAAAAAGAUGCAACCCAGACUACUUGAUGGUGCACCACCCGGCACUCAAGAAACCUGUACUCCAAAUGGUUGGACUUCAGGAGAGGUAUUUCUUGAUUGGAUGCGUUUCUUCGUGGAACAUGUUCGGCCUACACCUGAGAAAAAGAUACUUCUACUAUUGGACAACCAUGAGAGCCAUAAGUAUUACCCAGCUUUGGAUUACGCUAGCAAAAACAACAUCGUAAUCUUAUCCUUGGCUCCACAUACAACGCAUAAGAUGCAGCCCAUGGAUGUAGCCGUUUACGACCCAUUGAAAACAUAUUUUGAAAGGGAGGUAAAUGCUUUCCAAAAAUCUCACCCUGGACGCAUUAUAAAUCAAUAUGAUGUGGCCAGACUGCUAUCACCGGCUUUCCUGAAAUGUGCAGUAGCUAUAAAUGCCGUUUAUGGUUUUAAAAGACCUGGUAUUUGGCGGGUAAAUAAAUAUGCUUUUGGUGACGAAGAUUACGAACCAGCCGCUGUAAUUGCAGGAACAUCUAACAUGAAUAUUAGUACAGAAAGCACAAACUCACCAGAAAGGAUUGAUAUUCCAGGAUCUUUUGCAGAAACUUCUUCUUCGCCUUCGCUUUUGCUAGAAUUUAUUCCACCAAACCCAGUGGAUCCUCUAGUAGAAAUAAUUCCAUCUCUAAACAGAGCUACCCCUUUUGAGCUUGAAGCCCUUGUUGCCCCAAUUACAGACUCUUUUAAAACACCUGAAAAAAUUAGUAGCGAGAUUGGAUGUACACCUCAGCCAGAACCUGAAUGUUCCCAAAUUGUCUCCGCUGUUGAGCCGCAUGUAGCAACAAAUGCUCAGACAAUUGACACAAUGAAGACCGAUUUGUACUAG